Messenger RNA from Mercenaria mercenaria, 3772 nucleotides. Its product is annotated as synphilin-1-like. Lineage: Eukaryota; Metazoa; Mollusca; Bivalvia; Venerida; Veneridae. Gene Ontology annotation, molecular function: protein binding. The transcript has 15 exons. The record is from RefSeq and is a predicted model, not a curated record. The coding region runs from base 99 to 3572 and encodes 1157 amino acids.
UAUUUUUUGCACGUUAAAAGAGCAGAUCUGUGUUUUAAAAUAUCGUUAGAUAUUGUUUGACAUUAAGGAAAGAAACACGCAGUUAACAAUUUUUAGAAAUGUUAACAUUACUGAGAAACUUCUGCAUAGGAAAUGACUCUGAGGUUAUAUCACCCACAGCUCUGUUUCCUGCGCGGAGAAAUAGCCAGGUCCGUAAUCUGGAUUACAUUGACAGAUUUCUCAGCUAUCAUAUUACAGACAGAAUAAACUUCGGUAUGGACGAUAUAUUGGUACCUGGCUCAACCGUCGACAUGGAAUUUAUUGAACAAAACCCAGAAGCCAUAUUUGAUUUCAUAUCCAUGAAAAGUAUACAAGAACGCUUUGGACAUAUUGAAUCCCCGCGUGGAAGUAUUCAUGACAGAUAUUCCGAAAACGAGGCUGUAUAUCAAAACGAGAUUGAGUUUGAGACUUUUGUCCAGCAGUUUCCUAUUGAUGAUUCUAUUGCCGAAUGUUUUGCCGCAACUAAUGACAGCGUGGCAUCGAAGCAAGAAACCAAGUUUGUAUCUGGAGGCAAGAGACCGCAGGUAGCGACCAAGUACAGCAAGUUAAAGAAGAAAUUCGGUUUUAAAGGUUCUGAUGAUACAAGUUUAUUAUCAGAGGAUGAAGUUAGAUCACGCGAUUCUAAAAGAUCAAAGAAGGGAGGUGGAGUGUUUAGUAAACGGCAUAAAUGGAGAAAUCUCAAUAGUAAGAAGGCUGUCAAUUUCUCAGACCAGUGUGAUAAGUCCGGGUCGGAAACCACCAGUGACAUUGCGAGUUCCAGUCAGCGAACUGGUUCCAACAAUUGUAGCGAUGAUGUGAAUCGCACGGACUCUUGUUCUAUAUCAGAUUCACAGAUCACAUCGUUUUCUGAGACGUUUUCUCAGGAAAUGGACCAAACUGUUCCUGUGAAAAGUAGCCAUCUACCAUGGAAGAUUCCCGAGCGGCAUUCAAGCACACUAAAUAUGAACAUUUACAAAAACAGAAAUUCAAGUCCCAAAGAAUGCGAGCAAGUGCGCGAUAUAUUCACAGAUACUCUGUCAGGGAGUUCCAGUGAUAUUAUGCAGAAAAUUGAAGACAUGCAACCAGGCGAUGUUUUAAAACUACGAGAUCACCAUGGCAACAACUUACUUCAUCGGGCUGUGUUGCUUGGCAACGCAGAUGUCAUCAAGUAUAUCCUAGAGAAGUUUCCGGAAAUGACAUCAGAAAUGAACCUGGAAAAUGAAACUGCCAUAGAAAUUGCAGCAAAGUUCGGUAAAUAUGAUUGCUUGAGUGUGAUUCUUGAAAGAAACCAGAGACGGAAUUCAUCAAGUUUGUCUCUCAUCAACCGUCUCCUAAACGUUUGUGCUCAGUUUGGACAGGCAGAUUGCCUCAGUCUGUUACUGACAUACCUGUCACGUGAUCCUCAAAGCUCGUGCAUGUUGCCUGGAGACUCACGUGGUAACACAGCCGCACAUCUUGCAGCAAGGCACGGGCAUAUCCAUUGCCUACAGGCUUUAGUAGCUGCCGGGUAUGACGUAACUUCCGGAAAUUUAAUGCAACAGCGCCCUCUUCAUGUUGCACAUCAGAGCAGAAGCCAUGCUUGUUUCGAAUAUUUACUUCUUCUUAAUGUAUGUGAAGAAUUAUGGUCAUCACUAAGGACAAACGUGCAUCUAAAUGCAAGGCUGAGUGAGCAGGUGUCUUCAGUGAAGCCAAGUUUAGAACAUGUUAGACUUUGUCUAAAUCGAUACGGUGACUUGUGUUCAGAAACCAGUCAUCUGUUGACGGAAAAUAAGAACAACAUUCUUGAAACGCUCAACAAACUAGAAGAGGACCUGCAAUUGUUUGUCAAGCACACGAGUAUGGACAGUGCCACUAAACGUAAAGAAGCAAGAGACAAGUUAGAAGAACUACGAGGUGAAAUAGAACGUCUCGAAGAUACAUUCGAAUUUUCACCGUUAUCUGAAAUGGAUGAUGCUCUUCUGAAAUUGUUUUCAUCCAUUGAUGAUGUCAUUCUUCCUACGGAUGACCAAAUCAAUAGGGGGGAGAUUGAUGAGAACGGCUCUAAACUGAGUUCGUUAAUUCGAGAUAUCCAUAAAGAAUACAUGUUAGAAAACUGGGAAACGAGUUCCGUGUAUGACAAAUAUUUGAAGGUGAAUAAGAUAUCCACAGAAGUGUUUGCACGUAGUUCUCAUGAGACAAACGUGAAAAAUGAAAAAAUGCAACCAGUAAGUAAAAACACGGAUCAGCCACUCGUAGCAAAAUUGCAGACACCCAACGUGCAGUCAGAUGGAAGGUGCAGUUUAAAAGAAUCGAUGUCAGGUGUACAAAAUGUUAGUGACUCUAUGAGUGAGUGGAAAGAAACUAACACUGCUGAAGAAGACAGAACCAUUUCCAAUAAAACUGAUACAAACUUCAGUACGGAAAGUGACCUACAAACUUGCAACAUGGAAAAUUCUGCUGAUUUAAAAUCACCACAUAUUACUCAGACAAAGAAUACAGCAACCGUGCCUUGUCUACAGUCGGAAGAUGAAUGCGCUGAAACGGAAAUAUCUGUAAAUCAUUUAGUAACAGAUUCAAAAAUUGACAAUGAAAAGACAGAAAACGACUGUAUAGAAAAUGAAAAUCCGACUGAAAGGCCUUUUACGAAGUUGCUUUCUUUGGAUGAGCGAAUUGAUUUGCUUAUAGCAGGAGAGCGAACCAGAGAGAAAGGCUCGGAUUCCGAACACACUAUUUCCUCCAGUGAAAGCAAAGACUCUAAUCCUGAUGUCGGGUCAUUAGGAUCUAUUUAUACAUCUACAUUUACGUCUAUCACUUCAGAGACUUCCGGUGCUUCUGACUGGUACUCUAAACUUGGAUUAACCAGUCUAGAGACAACAUCAAGUGAUGACGUCACGAAUGAUACAACCACGGAUAGUGCUUCUUAUUGGUGGGAUAUAGGAAAUGACAAUCCGGAUGUUGAGUCUCGUAAUUUCAAAGUUUCUUUCCCGUAUGGAAAUGACAUUAGAAGAAAGAUACAUCUAAAUUUAGAAAACGAUGGUUCUACAUUCGACGAACUUAGAGAACAUCGGUUAAGGAGUCAUUUACGAUCAAUGCAGCAGACCCGGUUUUCAAGUGACAACUACCGCGAGCGAAUAACGACAUCUACCGGUGAAAUUAUGGGAGGAUUCCAGCAUCCACAUACAGGCAGUACGGGUGAUGUUACAGCAGUGUCCCGACCUGAGCGGUCCGAACGUCGUGUUAUCGUUGAUGUCAAUGGUGCGCUUCUAAACAGGAAUGCUAGAAGCUUCAAUAAACCAAGACCAAAACCAAGAAAACGAGGAAAACCGCAGUUGUUUACCCUGGAAGACGCCAUAGCAACUAAACCAAUAACUGAGUCCGAGUUUCGUGAGCGCUAUGAUAGACGAUCAGCAAUGACAUCCGGGCCUCUCAACAUGCGCUGGGAAAAUAUGUCUGUUACGGAUGAAGAAGAGGAUAGAAGUAUGACCUGGUCGGACUAUGGGAGAAGCUACAUCUAUGGAAUCCGCAGUGAUACAGACACAACAAGCGGCUCCCAGACACCGCAAAGUUAUGUCUGAAAUAGUCUCUACUUCAACAUCAUAGACAAUUCAACUGUCAUAGAAUAUAAAAUGUUCCAAAGACACCUAAAGCUGAAGAAUGGCAAAAUCCUCCAAGACGUGUAUCAGUUUUUCAACUGACAAACAAACAAAAAAAGAAUAUAUGUAAAAUUGAGCAUUCAUCUAAAAUGAUCAAAUAAAUGUUAUUUUUGCAUAGUUAA